CCCAGCAGCUCCCCUUCAAGGAGAGCACCGGCAGGAUGAUCAGGAGGAAAUCGAGCAGCACAAAGCGCCUCUCUCCCGCCCCCAGCACCCAAACCUCCUACUACAGCGAGUCCCUGAUGAGCGAGUCCUACCUGGGGGGCAGCCGGGGCCUUGCCGCCCUGGGCAGCUCCAUGCUGGAUGAUGCCCUGGACAGCAGCAUGUACUGGGGUGGGGAGCUCUCCACCAGGAGGAGAAGAGGCACAGGGGACACAGAGUCCAGUAAGAUCAACGGGCUGCUGGAGAGCAAGACGUAUGACACCUAUGCCUCUUCGUCUGGGUACUCCUCAGAAGAUGACUACGCCGGUCACUUUUACUCAGGCCAGAGUAGCUCCGGGUCAGGGCUGAGGACUGCAGCCUCCCGGGUGGGCUCCUUCCUCUGGCAAGUGCUCACUUCCCCGGUUCGGUUCGUGGGCUGGGUGUUCUCUGGGCUGGCAGCUGCCUGGCACCGCCUCACCGGCAUGGCUCCCCACCUGGGCGGCAUCCCCUUUUCCAGGCGCUACCCACGGCUGAAGAGGUCCCUGCUUCUGCUGCUGCUGCUCCUCCUCCUCGCUGCUGCCGCCUACGGAGCUUGGUACUUCUACCCGUAUGGGCUGUCGACACUCAGCCUCCCCGCCUUCCCGUGGUGGGGAGCUGGAAAGCUUUCCUCCUCCGAAGUACCUGGGGCAGGGGAUCUGACCACGCUGGACCCGGGGCUGCGGGGGGAGCACCGUCUCCUGGCUCGCUUCCAGGCCCUGGAGAAGCGCUUCGAGGCGCUGGAGGCUGCGGUGACAAGGUGGGAGCUGCAGCGGGGGGCAGCAGCGGUGGCAGCAGGAGGAGAGCCACCCCCAGGGGAUGUCCUAGCGCUGCUGGAGGGGCUGGUGAGCCGCCGGGAUGCGGGGCUGAAGGAGCAUCUCCGCACUGAUGUGACCAGCCACCUCCAGGGCGAGCUGGAUGCCCUCCGAGCCCAGGUGCAGAGGGAUUUAGAUAGGCGUCUUGGGAAGAUGGCACAAGCCUCUCAGGAGAUGGAGGCACGCUUGCUGGAGCUGAACUCGGAGUGGCAGAGCUCAGCACAGGAGGGCCUGCGAGGGAGCUUCCAGCAGGAGGUGGGCAAGCUGGAGCAGGAGGUGGCAGCGCUGAGGAGGGAGCUGGCCAGCCUCAAGUUGGACCAGGAGGUGAUGGGGAAGCACGUGGAGGGGAUGCUGGAGCAGCUGAAGGCGGUGCGGGCUGAUGUGGAAGCACAGUUCCCAGCGUGGGUCAGCCGGUUCCUGUCGCAGCCCCAGCAGGACGGCGCCACCAGCCUUGUCCUCCAGCGGGAAGAUUUGCAAGCAGAGCUCCAGGCCCUGGAGCGCAAGAUCCUGGCCAAAGUUCUGGAGGACCGGAGGCUGUCGGCACGGGAUGCUCAGGCCGGCAUUGGAGUGGCCCUGCGGCAAGGGGGGACCACAGGGGUGACAGAGGAGCAAGUGCAUCUCAUCGUGGGUCAAGCCCUGAAGCGCUACAGUGAGGACCGCGUGGGGAUGGUUGACUACGCUCUGGAGUCGGCAGGGGCCAGCGUCAUCAACACCCGCUGCUCGGAGACCUACGAGACACGGACGGCGCUGCUGAGCUUGUUUGGCAUCCCGCUGUGGUACCACUCGCAGUCCCCCCGUGUCAUCCUGCAGCCAGACGUCAACCCUGGGAACUGCUGGGCGUUUUGCGGGUCCCAGGGCUUUGCCGUCAUCCGCCUCUCUGGCACCAUCCGCCCCACGGCUGUGACACUGGAGCACAUCCCGAAAGCCCUCUCGCCCCAGGGGACCAUCCCCAGUGCCCCCAAGGACUUCGCUGUCUAUGGCUUGAAGGAGGAGCGAGAGGAGGAGGGCCUUCUCCUAGGGCAGUUUACCUACAACCAUGACGGUGACCCCAUCCAAACAUUUUACUUGGAGGGUGAUGCUGUGGGCAUGUACCAGCUGGUGGAGCUCCGGGUGCUGAGCAAUUGGGGCCACCCUGAAUAUACCUGCAUCUACCGCUUCCGUGUGCACGGGGAGCCGGCACACUGAUCCCUGGCUCCCAUGCAGGACGAGGAUGCUGCCGGGCCGACAGCAGGAGGGGAUUUGUCCGGUUUGCUGCUUCGCACGUAGAAAUCCUGGGAUGCGCCAGCAGCCGCCCUGGGAAGCUUCUCCCCUCUGGGGAGAAGAGCUGGUGUUUAAGGGGCAAGGCUUUCACUCUUCCAAGGACCGGGGUGGUGAGGCAAGAGCAUCCCAUGUGGGUCCUAGCGCAGCCUGGCUUGUUUUCAGUGCGUAUUGGACAUUUUAACUUUUUUAAGCUAAUUUUUAAUCAGGUCUGCGCAGCCCCCUGUCCCCGUUGCCCCGCUCCUCUCUGACA
Messenger RNA from Aptenodytes forsteri (emperor penguin), 2376 nucleotides. RefSeq names its product Sad1 and UNC84 domain containing 2 (gene SUN2). NCBI's taxonomy places the organism in Eukaryota, Metazoa, Chordata, Aves, Sphenisciformes, Spheniscidae. Gene Ontology annotation, biological process: nuclear envelope organization. The transcript has 17 exons. The coding region runs from base 36 to 2051 and encodes 671 amino acids. Gene Ontology annotation, cellular component: meiotic nuclear membrane microtubule tethering complex; nuclear envelope. Gene Ontology annotation, molecular function: protein-membrane adaptor activity. The record is from RefSeq and is a predicted model, not a curated record.